Pelagomonas calceolata is the source of this 3037-nucleotide messenger RNA. The record is from the annotation of a GenBank genome assembly. Lineage: Eukaryota; Pelagophyceae; Pelagomonadales; Pelagomonadaceae.
AGCAACGCCGACCAAAACAAGCGCCGCGGCGCCGUCGGGACGCCAUCGAGCCGCUGAGCGUGCCGUCGUCGGCUGCCUUAGCGACGCCAGUCGGACGCUGGCGGUCAUCGAGCCUGCCGCACAACACGGCGGGCUGCCCAACUUAGCCAAGCCUUAGCCUCAGGGCAGCCAAGAGCGCCGCGCAAGGAUUCACACACUUGGAACAAGCAGCAGCGCAAAGGGAGCAAAAGGCCAACAUGUCGAACGCCACGUACAACGGCCAGUGGGCCGGCGCCAUGGCCGAGCUCGCCGAGCAGGUCCACCUCGAGGACCCCACCCUGGAAGCCGAGGAGGGCGCGCCGGAGCCCGAGCCCGUGCGGCCGACGUCGAUCGCCCAGGCCUUCCAGCACUUUGCGUGUUUGUACAUCAAGUACCUGCAGAUUUUUAGGAAGCUCGAGCGGUGUUACGACGGCAUGGUCCACCCGCAAAAAAGGUUGGCGGUGCUGAAGGUGCUCGAGUUAGUCAUGCAGCGCGUCGUCGAGUUGAAACAUUCCCUCGUCAAGUACAGCCCACCGCCGCCGGUAGUGCAGCAGGACAAGAGCUUCCCCUGGGAGUACGUGAACCUCGACAGUGUCUUGGUCGAUCUCAAACUGCCCCCGGAGACGCUCGAAGUGCCGGUACCAAAAUAUUUCCGGGAGGACUCGGAACAAGCGCGGAAAGUCCGAGACAAGAUCGUGGAAGGCUACAUGCAGGUGAAGCACGGUGUCACGGAGAUCCCCCUCGAAAGUUCGGAUGGGCAAGACACUAGUGGCUCCAUACCGUUAGAUAAAGCUAUCGAGAUCAUCCAGCUCAACGAGCGAGGCCGGCAGGGCAAGGAACGAGCUACAUUAGUCAAAGUGCUGCGGGAGGAGGAAAAACGUAGAAAGGCCUACGACGCGGCGCACGGCGGCGCCGAGCUCGACCAGGACGUCGCGUCCAUUGAGAUCCAGCGGGCUUUACGUGGAUUAGUCGCUCGAAAUAGAGCUUCACGACUACGAGACCGUGAGUUAAUCUUCCUCGGCAUGCGGCCAAGUAUCACCGAGAAUGUGGAUCGCGAAGCCCAGCUCAAGAAUGCCUACAUCAUGCGCAAGCAGGAACAAAAAGACAACAAGGACGCCUACGAACGCGCUUUGGAGGACAUGAAGGAGGUCGUGUACAACGACGAGGGGCCCGACAUGAAGCGCGAACUCGAGGGGGAGCGCACCGAGUGGCUCGCGGAUGCGAUCCUCGAGGAGGACACGACGGGCAUCAAGCCGGCCGAACUCGCGGAUGAAGGCAAAAAGCCACGGGAGCGCGGCGGCAAGAAGAAGGCGCGGGAACGGGGCCUCAUGCCCGAGUCCAUGCAAGAAUUUUACGACGACAAGUAUCCGGAACCGGUCGAGGAGGAGCCCGAGGCCGACCCCAAAGCCGACAAGGGGGCCAAGAAGGACGACAAGGGUAAAGGUAAAGGCAAGAAGGACGAACCGGAAGAGGAGGAGUUACCUUUGUUGCAGGAGAAGCGCGACUUGACCUCGAAGAUGUUCGAGACCACGGAACACUAUCAAAAUGAAUGGGAGGACUUCAACGAGGAGGACAACUUCGCGCAGAAGCACGACGUGGAGCUCGUGAAGAAUGAAAUUAGGGAUGGUGUGAAACUACAAAUCCGCGACGAGGUCGACGAGAUGUUUAGGGAUCAACUCAAAAAGCUCAAACAGGAGCUCGGCCAGAAUUUCGCGAAGCCGCCCAAGGCCAAGAAAAUCAAGCCUAGCAAGAAGAACGCCAAAGGUGAAAAAAUAAAGUUCAAGAAGCUCACGGGCGACAAGAACAAAGAAAUCGCGGGCCUUAGUGUGGAGGAGACUCUUGUUAAAUUAGUGGAUCACGGGUUGGUCAACUCCUACAAACCGCGCAAGAUCUCGGAUUUGGUCGGCGAUUUCAACUACCUGGGUACGGUUCGUCAAUCGUGCGAGCCGCCCCAAGGCGAAGAAUGGCAGCCGGCCGAUCCAAGCAUGCAGCAGUUACGAGCUGCUAUUACCGAAUAUUGUAUCCUACCUCUUGGUUCACAACGAGUGGCCACGGCCAUGCGCGGCGACCAGCACGGCGACGUACCUGAUAGCUCAUACGAGCCUGUUAGAUCGAUACUGUUAUACGGUCCCAAGGGUAGCGGCAAGACGGCCAUGGUCGAAGCGAUCGCUCAUGAAUUGGGUGCGCUGCUCAUCAACAUCUCCCCCGCCAAGGUCAAGGGCAAGUUCGGAGAAAAUAAGAAGGCUCCCGCGAUCCUUCCUCACCUCAUCUGCAAGGUCGCGACGGACCCGGCCUUCAGCCCCGUCAUCGUCUACAUGGACGACGCGCACGAGUACAUGGUGGGAAAAAAAUUUGAUAAACAGGGUCCCGGGCGCUUCUGCAAGGAGUUCCAGAACUACAAGAAGUCCUUUUUCACGCGGAAGAAGAACGGCGGCUUCUUCACGGUGUCAGCGAAGAAGGGCCCGCAGCCGUGCCCGCCCGACGACAAGAAUUGCCCGAACGGGACCUUCGACGCUCGCAUCUUAUUUAUCGGGUGUACGUCUCAGCCCGAGUUAGCGGACCCGAAACAAACGAAGCUCUUCUUCGACAAGAUGCUCUACUUUCCGUACCCCGACCACGCGUCGCGCUACAUGCUCUGGAAGCGGACCAUCGCGGAGCAGUUGAAGGGCUCUCCCGUCAACAGUGUGGGAGAUCUAUCGACGCUCGCGCACGUUUCUGAAGGAUUCUCGGCGGGCGCCAUUAUAUCUUGCGUGAAGAAGACGCUCACGAAGCGACGGGUGGAACGGUUGAGCAAAAGGCCCUUCGAGUCGUCCGAGUUCCUGAACCCUUUGGCGAGGGCGGCCGCCGAAAAGCAGCUCAGCUACCAGGACGACCACAAGGCCUUCCUCAAGUUCACGAGUGAGGUCGCGUCGACGCUCGCGACCGAGAAGAAGAACCUGGAGAUCAUCAAGGCGGGCGGCGAUCCGAACGCGAAGAAGAAAGGUAAAAAGAAGUGAUGGCGGCUAAGUACUUUUCUGUC